Gopherus flavomarginatus (Mexican gopher tortoise) is the source of this 2530-nucleotide messenger RNA. It is a transcript of the gene STK32B, whose product is annotated as serine/threonine kinase 32B. Gene Ontology annotation, molecular function: G protein-coupled receptor kinase activity; ATP binding; G protein-coupled receptor binding. The transcript is spliced from 12 exons. The coding region runs from base 173 to 1441 and encodes 422 amino acids. Lineage: Eukaryota; Metazoa; Chordata; Testudines; Testudinidae. Gene Ontology annotation, biological process: regulation of signal transduction; G protein-coupled receptor signaling pathway; protein phosphorylation. The record is from RefSeq and is a predicted model, not a curated record.
CCGCCUAGUCCCAGAGCCAUCGAGAGGCAGGGAGGGCUCGAGCCCUGGACGCUGCUGGGAAGUGCGAUCAACCGCCCCCCACCCCGCUAGUUGGGCUGGUUUCUUUGUCUGGAGUUCGCCCCUUUCCCCCUUGGGAUGCUGGCCGUUCGCCCUGUGGAGACUGUGGCUGGGGAUGUGGAAGAAGCUGUGGAAUAAUAUGGGUGGCAACCACUCCCACAAAACUCCCGUGUUUGAUGAGAAUGAAGAUGUUAAUUUUGACCACUUUCAAAUACUGCGAGCUAUUGGGAAAGGGAGUUUUGGAAAGGUGUGCAUUGUGCAGAAGAGAGACACCAAGAAAAUGUAUGCCAUGAAGUACAUGAAUAAACAAAAGUGUAUUGAGAGAGAUGAAGUUCGGAAUGUCUUUCGGGAGCUACAGAUCAUGCAGGGCCUUGAGCAUCCCUUCCUAGUCAAUCUGUGGUAUUCUUUUCAAGAUGAAGAAGACAUGUUCAUGGUGGUAGAUCUGUUACUUGGAGGGGAUCUGCGUUACCACCUACAACAGAAUGUGCAUUUUAACGAAGGAACUGUUAAAUUAUAUAUUUGUGAAUUGGCACUUUCACUGGACUAUUUGCAGAGAUAUCAUAUAAUUCACAGAGAUAUCAAACCUGACAACAUACUGCUGGAUGAGCACGGGCAUGUUCACAUCACUGACUUUAACAUAGCGACUAUAGUCAAAGGAUCAGAAAAGGCUUCCUCUAUGGCUGGCACUAAGCCCUAUAUGGCUCCAGAAGUGUUCCAGGCCUUUAUGGACGGAGGUCCAGGAUAUUCAUACCCAGUAGACUGGUGGUCACUAGGAAUUACAGCAUAUGAAUUGCUGCGGGGUUGGAGGCCAUACGAAAUUCAUUCAGCCACUCCAAUUGAUGAGGUCCUCAACAUGUUCAAGAUAGAAAGAGUUCAUUACUCAUCCACAUGGUGCAAGGGCAUGAUAGCAUUGCUGAAAAAGCUCCUCACUAAGGACCCCGAGUGCCGCCUUUCAAGCCUUGCAGACAUUCAGAGCUCUCCGUACUUAGCUGAUAUCAACUGGGAUGCUGUCCUGGAGAAAGCUGUGACACCAGGCUUUGUUCCGAAUAAAGGAAGACUGAAUUGUGACCCUACAUUUGAACUAGAAGAAAUGAUUUUAGAGUCCAAACCCCUUCAUAAAAAGAAAAAACGACUUGCAAAAAACAAAUCCAAAGAUGGAGCAAAAGAAAGCUGUUCACUGAAUGUACACCUGCAGCAGUGCUUGGAAAGUGUGAGGAAAGAAUUCAUCAUAUUCAACAGAGAAAAACUGAGAAGACAGCAGGAACAGAGUGGUCAGACGUCUAGUUUGGACAGGAGAGCAUCCCUUCAAACACAUGGAAAACUUCAGGAUGGACGCAACAACAACCUACUGGGACAUGGGUGCACAAAAGGCUGCAGCAGCUAGUUGGACAUGCAUCUUGUUGCACAGUUUAACACCGAAAGGGUCCGUGAAAGCUCAUCUCUGUGCACAGCUUGAUAUUUCACCUCCCCCAUCCCCCCAUCUCGGAAAACUGACUCCUACAAAAAAGUGCAAUCCCAUUGCUGAGUACAAAAAUACAAAGCACACAGAUUGGAUGCUCAAUUUACACAGAUGACACUGUUUCUCUUUAGACUGUGCUACCAGAAAAAUGACCAUCAGCAGCAAAAUAUAAGGGGUUUCUAUGUUGACCCUCCUUUUGUAACAUCUUCAAAAUCCUGGAGCAAAACUUGAAAGAAUUCAUUUGGACAUAGUCUCCAUGGUUGGCAAGUUUCUGGUUACUUGCAAGAUACAAUGCUGUCUUGGCCAGCUUUGUCCUUAAAAUCUUACAUUAUCAAAGGAAAUACUCUGCCAUCUCUGUUAAUUAAAACAAUCUACUUAAAUUGGAAUAUGGAAUUUUGGGAGAGUGCUAAACACAGGCCAAACAUUUGCCAUUAAGGUCAUAAUGUAUGUAUACAGUGUAAAUAUAUUAAUGUAGUUUGAAAUAGACCAAAUAUCUAAUACUUUCAUUUAACUAUCUGAAAUGAGUUGAAAGAGUCGUAGCAUGAAUGUUCUUUAACUUUAUUCAUUCUGCUUGAUAGUAGAAGACCUGAUCCUGGUCUCAUUAAAGUCAAUGAGAGGUUUGUUGUUGAUUUUAGUGGCAGCAGAAUCAGACACAUGGAUAGUGUAUUAUUAUGAAAGUGAAAGAUCAUAGGCUGUGCAAUUGAGAACUCAAAAUCUGAGAACUAAAAUUGUUAGAAAUUUGCUCAUGUCCCUAACAUUUAGAGAGAAAGAUGUUGUUAUAAACUGUGAAAAAGUAAUGUGUCUGUUUCCAGUGAUCUGUUCUGGUUAAGAAUUGUCUUAGACAGGGAAAAAUACAUCCACUUACUUAGGAGUAACACUCAUAUAAAACACUUUUAAAAAAAAAUUAUGGACACCUCCAUAUAUUUAUAGUAUUUUCAUAAUUUGGUACAUCUACAUUUUGUUAAUAAGUGCAUAAUUGUUCUGCUGUGUUGUUUUAAUAUUUUUUAAGAUCAA